Drosophila eugracilis is the source of this 1737-nucleotide messenger RNA. RefSeq names its product sulfhydryl oxidase 2 (gene Qsox3). The record is from RefSeq and is a predicted model, not a curated record. The coding region runs from base 1 to 1737 and encodes 578 amino acids. The transcript has 2 exons. Gene Ontology annotation, molecular function: flavin-dependent sulfhydryl oxidase activity; protein disulfide isomerase activity. Gene Ontology annotation, cellular component: Golgi membrane. Gene Ontology annotation, biological process: protein folding. Lineage: Eukaryota; Metazoa; Arthropoda; Insecta; Diptera; Drosophilidae.
AUGGCCAUAGAACUACUGGGUUGGAACCGCGUUCUGCGGAUCUAUAUUGUGGACUGUGCUGCCGAACAAGUAACUGUGACCAUUUGUCAUGAUUUUAAGUUAGAGCGCGUACCUACGUUGCGUUAUUUCCCCUCUAACUUUAUCAAAUCGACUUCAGAAGUUGGUAGCGAUGUUGCUGCAGAAACUCUUGACCCAAGUGAAGUUGUGAAAGAGCUAGCUGGAUUAUUGGCCAAAAAUGACUACAGUGGAACCAACGAACUUAAGCCCAUCUUUCAGCCCCUUCAGUCGAAUGAAACAAAGGAAAGCAUUUUCAAUCGCUAUGCUAGGAGGGUGUCUUAUAUUUUGCUUGUUCUUGAGCCACCGGAAUCCCAGAUUGGUAUAAAAACUGUUCUCGAUCUGCUACCCUAUCCCGAUGUGGCAGUCCGAAUUCUUAAAAAUGAAGAUCUCUUUACCAAUUUCGGACUAAAAUCAACUGAUGUUGGUAGAGAAGUUGGUGCAGAAAGUCUUGACCCUAAGGAUAUUGUGACAGAGCUAGCUGGUUUAUUGGCCAAAAAUGACUACAGUGGAACCAACGAACUUAAGCCCAUCUUUCAGCCCAUUCAGUCGAAUGAAACAAAGGAAAGCAUUUUCAAUCGCUAUGCUGGGAAGGUGUCUUAUAUUUUGCUUGUUCUUGAGCCACCGGAAUCCCAGAUUGGAAUAGAAACGGUUCUCGAUCUGCUACCCUAUCCCGAUGUGGCAGUCCGAAUUCUUAAAAAUGAAGAUCUCUUUACCAAUUUCGGACUAAAACCAACUGGCCAGAAGAUAGCGCUCUUAGACAAAAGUGGAAAUGUGCAAUCUUUAACCAUUUCUGGCCAAAGUAGAUUUGAUUACGUGGACAGCAUUGCUCAGUUUCUGCAGCAGAAAGGACACACCAGUAUUCCAAGGUUGCCAACAACAAAAACUCCCACGAUGUCAAUGAAAAAAGGGAGGGAUAAUGAUAUAUUGAACAAAGUCCUGAAUUCACCACCAACAGUCUAUCAAGCUGACUUGGAGUUAGCUAUCUACCAAAUCAUACACAUCGAAAUACCAAAAGCUCCACUUCUAAUUGGCUAUAAGUUAAAGGCUCUUCGCCACAUUAUGAGGGUGUUCAAUAAAUACAGUCCUUUGAGAAAAAAUGGAAAGCAUCUUAUGGAGAGCCUUGUAAAAUAUGUAAAGUCGAAUGAUGAAAUCACUGGAGAACAGUUCAUGACUAAAGUCAACGAUGCCGAGAAAGGCCCCCAGAAACCGUUUUCGGCAACGCGAUACAUCGGCUGUGUGGGAUCUAAGCCCUUUGCGCGAGGCAUCACCUGUUCCUUUUGGGUAUUGUUUCAUUACCUAACCGUAAGGGCUGCCGAGAAACGAACUUAUCCGCCCAGCUCUGUGAUAAUAGGACUUUACGGGUUUGCCAAGUACUUCUUCUUCUGCGCGGAAUGUGCCAAGCAUUUUCAAAAGAUGGCCAAGAGAAGAAGAAUAGCAUCCGUGAAAACGCAUGACGAGGAGAUCCUUUGGCUGUGGGCAGCUCAUAAUGAGGUGAAUAAAAGAUUGUAUGGCGAUGCCACAGAGGAUCCGAAGUUCCCGAAAAUGCAGUUUCCACAGAGGAAACACUGUCCAUCCUGCUAUAUGACUGAACCAAGAAAGUGGAAUAGGGCUGAGGUACUAAAAUACCUGAAACGGAUUUAUGGUUCCAAAAAUAUCAGCUCUUUUGGAAUACCUGCAUAA